Oncorhynchus masou masou (cherry salmon) is the source of this 2997-nucleotide messenger RNA. It is a transcript of the gene qpctla, whose product is annotated as glutaminyl-peptide cyclotransferase-like a. Gene Ontology annotation, molecular function: zinc ion binding; glutaminyl-peptide cyclotransferase activity. Bases 699 to 1781 code for a protein of 360 amino acids. The record is from RefSeq and is a predicted model, not a curated record. The transcript has 7 exons. NCBI's taxonomy places the organism in Eukaryota, Metazoa, Chordata, Actinopteri, Salmoniformes, Salmonidae.
GUCACUGUCAACGAAAACCCGGAAAUCAGGCACCAAAAAAAGCAAGUUGUGUUGCGUUAACAGUGGAUUCGAUUACUUCAGUUGGGUGAGAAGCUACAGAAGUUACAAACCACGUUAGUUGCUGUAUCUACCUAUUGAAAAUAAAAGCCGAAAUCAGGUGUAAGACAUUUGAGGACAACGGAUUUUAGAUAAGGAAGAGUAGCCUAACCAUCGAUAGAUUCAUGAUAUCGAUAAAUGUUCAACUCCAAUGAAGCAAGCCUAAGGAUGACACUAUAGACUGAUCGGAAAACGAGGAUAGAUCAUAACAGGCCUCAUUGAAAGAUGGGUUUGGCAUGUAGAAGUACAUGUUACCAUGAAAGAGUAGAGUAUAAUUUGUAUAAAUGCCAAGGGGGGCUUAGGGUAGCCUAGAUACUAUUAUUUAGGAGUCGAGGUAGGGCGUUGCAAAUACAAGCUAUAACAAUACUAUUAUAAGAUAAAUGUGCAACGUUUGGUGCAAUACUGCGAAAACUUCAAAAUAAGACGCUAAGCUGAAUUGCGGACUCUAUCUAACCACAUAAUAGGUGGUUUCACUGUAAGUUCAGUUCGGGGACUGACACGUAGCUUUAGAUCGGGCCAACAGGGACCGAGCAGCUGCCGUGAGUUUCAGUUAUAGAGAUACGGGUCUUUUUCGUUCUCACCGCGUUUUAGAAAGCUUUGUUAUGUCGAGAACUAGUCGACGGUACAAGCCUUUGCAGGCGAAUAACGGUGCUCUCCCUGGUUGCAACUCGGUUCGGAUGCCCCGUGCUCGGGUACUGGUCUUCUGUCUCUUGGGUGUGCUGACUCUUGCUAUGGUGUUGGGCUUAUAUUUGUCCAACGAAACAAGCAGCAACCGCAACAACAGAAUCCCCGUCGUAGAUUUGGCAAAAGACCGGUUAUCCCAUAAGGCCAGUAAGUCUUCCCCAUCCCAGGUACGACGGCUGGUGUCCCAGGUAGACGGAUCACGCCUGUGGGAGACUCACCUUAGGCCCAUCCUCAUUGAGAGACUCCCAGGAACCCUGGGCAGCCAGGCCGUACGCCAACACAUCUCCUCCACCUUGUCCUCUCUCUCCGCUGGCUGGACAGUAGAACUCGACUCUUUCCUGUCGCCAACGCCUCGGGGUCAGGUCACUUUCUCCAACAUCGUUGCGACCCUUGACCCCGGGGCCCCUCGCAGGCUGCUGCUGACCUGCCACUAUGACUCCAAGGUCCUACCCCCAGACCCCCGCGUCCCGGAGAGAGUGUUCCUGGGGGCCAGCGACUCAGCGGUGCCCUGUGCCAUGAUCCUGGAGCUAGCUUCUGCCUUGGAUGCCCAGCUCAAAGCUCUCAAUCAGCAGGCAUCUGCUGUCACCCUCCAGCUAGUGUUUUUUGAUGGAGAGGAGUCGUUUGAGGAGUGGACAGCCACAGACUCUCUCUAUGGAUCAAGGCACCUGGCAGAGCGCAUGGCACACACACCCCACCCACUAGGUUCCACACACACCAACCUGCUGCAGGCUGUGGAUCUCUUUGUUCUACUGGACCUGCUUGGUGGUCCAGACCCUUUGAUUGUAAAUCACUUUGACAACACUGCCCGCUGGUUUGACCGUCUCAUCGCUGCAGAGAAGAGGCUGCACAGGCAGGGUCUGUUGACCUCUCACCCCUCUGAGCAGACCUACUUCAGGAAGGACGUGUACCUGGGCCCUGUGCAGGACGACCACAUCCCCUUCCUACAUAAAGGAGAGAGUGUUGACGAGGACAAGGCUGGAGAUCACUGUCAUGCUGAUUGAGUUCAAAUAACAGACUGGAAGCUUCAAAAGGAGAGCGGUGCUUGGAAUCAUUGUUCCUCCUCUCAACCAUAGUUACCUGCAAGGAAACACGUACCAUCGUCAUUGCUUUGCACAAAAAGGGCUUCACAGGCAAGGAUAUUGCUGCUAGUAAGAUUGCACCUAAAUCAACCAUUUAUCAGAUCAUCAAGAACGUCAAGAAGAGCGGUUCAAUUGUUGUGAAGAAGGCUUCAGGUCGCCCAAGAAAGCCAUUUUUUCUGAUGGAUCCCCUUUCCGAUUGUUUGAGGCAUCCGGAAAAAAGCUUGUCCAGAGACGACAAGGUGAGCGCUACCAUCAGUCCUGUGUCAUGCCAACAGUAAAGCGUCCUGAGACCAUUCAUGUGUGGGGGUUGCUUCUCAGCCAAGGAGGUGGGCUCACUCAUAAUUUUGCCUAAGAACACAGCCAUGAAUAAAGAAUGCUACCAACACAUCCUCUGAGAGCAACUUCUCCCAACCACCCAGGAACAGUUUGGUGACGAACAAUGCCUUUUCCAGCGUGAAUGGAGCAUCUUGCCAUAAGGCAAAAGUGAUUACCAAUUGGCUUGGGGAACAAAACAUUGAUAUUUUGGGUCCAGAACUCCCCAGACCUUAAUCCCAUUGAGAACUUGUGGUCAAUCCUCAAGAGGCGGGUGGACAAACAAACAACCCACAAAUUCUGACAAACUCCAAGCAUUGAUUAUGCAAGAAUGGGCUGCCAACAGUCAGGAUGUGGCCCAGAAGUUAAUUAACAGCAUGCCAGGGCGGAUUGCAGAAGUCUUGGAAAAAGGGUCAACACUGCAAAUAUUGAUUCUUUGCAUCAACUUCAUGUAAUUGUCAAUUAAAAACCUUUGACACUUAUGAGAUGCUUGUAAUUAUACUUCAGUAUUCCAUAGUAAUAUCUGACAUAUCUAAAGACAAUGAAGCAAACUUUAUGGAAAUAAAUGUGGCACUCAACUUUUGGCCACGACUGUACCAUCACAACACUUCGUCGCCUCGGCUGAUGGGAUUUUGUCUUAAGAAAUAAUUUAAAUCCUGCAAUUCUUUCUUUCACACCAACUCAGGUGUUCCUGUGCUUCAUGUCAUUGCCACCCCCUUCCCCCCAUUCUGGCACACGCUGGAUGACACGGAGGAGAACAUGCACCGACCCACAGUGGAAAACCUGACCAAGAUUCUGGCUGUGUUCCUGGCUGAGUACCUGGGCU